AUGAACACCUUACCAAAUCCAGUGGCGGCCACGGCCAAGAUUCCCCUGCUUUCGGGACCCAGGUACGAGUUUGCCAAGGCUCUGCAGAAAAAGGCGUCGUACUUUGAGCUGGCCCUGUUGUUUGACCCGAUGUUGGUCGAGCACUUGCGAGUCAGAAGGGCCAGCGGUCACAUCGACCUUGACGACUGUUGCCCUCUCUUUAAGGACGCAAAGCGCGGCCGGGGAGACAUGUUCCAGCUGUUUUACUCCAUCCCGAGGGAAGUCCUCGAGGCGGUUGUGCUUGGCACGGUCGCCUACGAUGAUGCAGGCACUAUACGUGUUGCAGGAUCAGGGGGCAUGAGCUACAGUCUGGACGGCUGUGGAGUUUAUGUCGUCGGGAUUUCCCUUGAGGGGAAGCAAGGCGCGUUCCUGAAUGGAAACGAACUGGUCACAUUUGUGCAUAAUCUGACAAAGUACAUUGCCGGAUGCGAGUUGUGGACACAAGUGAAAAACAACCUCAACAUGGCCGCGCCGCUGUCGCGCCAACAGCAAGACAAGAUCGAUUUCAUACUCGAGGUGGAGAAUACCUACGGAACGUGGGAUCACAAGGCAGAGGGCAACCUGAGGUUCUGCUACAAGGACAAGUCUUUUUCCAGGGUCAAACAUUUGUUGCGGUCUUUCAGAGACAGAGCCAAAGAAGCAAUGCGGCUUGACCCAACAGGGCGCACAAGGACAAUUCAGUCGCCGCUGUACGUGGGCUGCAGCAACAACUUGAAACAGCGCGUGGACGCCUACGUGCCCAAGGCAGGCAACAAGUCCACCUUUGCCAAGGCAAACGACUUUUAUGCCCUGACAAUGAGCCUGCUCAAGAUGCAGGGCUUCAACCCCAUCCAGAGGGUCGUCUGUGCCAUUCGGACGUGGAAGCAAUCUCAACUGAGCCUUGCCGAGAUGCUGGUUGGCGCUCUGGGCAACUGCUACGUGACACAGGACGGGUUCAACAACAAGAAGACCGGUCAGACAGCCGAGAUUGGCGCGGGGAGCGUGGCCAUGGCCAAAGACUUGGUCUUUGUGAAAAGGCAUUUUCUGAAAGAUAACGUGAAGGGGUCGCUAGUUGACGUCAAAGCCCGUCAAAAGGCGCAUGACCAAAUGCGCACUCUGGAACCACUGACCAGGCGCGAGAUCAACAGAGAGGCAGAGACGAUCCAAGACGGCGCCAGCGCGCUGUGUCAAAGUGCGGCUGAUGGUAUGAAUGAAAUGGGCCUGCUCCAGGACAAGUGCAAUAAUAUGCGAGAGCUCCUCGAGUGGAUAAAUGCCAAAACCAAACAAAAGAAGGAGGAGUAUGAACUUCUCGGGAUCCUAACCAGCAAGUCUGGCGUUGUAGCAUGUUCUGAUGAAGAGUCGAGUCAGACAUGA
Neurospora hispaniola is the source of this 1392-nucleotide messenger RNA. RefSeq lists its product as uncharacterized. The coding region runs from base 1 to 1392 and encodes 463 amino acids. Lineage: Eukaryota; Fungi; Ascomycota; Sordariomycetes; Sordariales; Sordariaceae. The record is from RefSeq and is a predicted model, not a curated record. The transcript has a single exon.